AUGAGUAAACAUAAUAAUAAAAUAUUUAAUAACCCUUCGGUUAAUUCAACUGCCAAUACUACUCCUGCUCUUUCAACUGUAACUUCAAAGGAAGAUAAUGUUGAAUCUAAGAAACAACCAGUGGUCAAUGAAAGAGAGAAAAAGAAGCAAGCCUUUAUUACCAGAACCAUAUGGACUUUAAUUAUGAUUGCUGGUUUCUUCAUUGUAUUAGCUUCAGGUCAUUUGGCUAUAAUUGGCCUUGUAUUAUUAUUUCAAAUCUUAACAUUUAAAGAAAUAAUCGCAUUAACUUCAGAACCAGCUAGAGAUAAAAAGAUUCCUUAUAAUAAAUCAUUAAAUUGGUACUUUCUAAUUGCUACAUUAUAUUAUUUGGAUAGUCCUUCAUUUUUUGGUUUCUUUCAAGAUUCAAUCUUUUCCUAUAAAAUCUUAACUUUCCUCAUUGUAAAUCAUAAAUUUAUAAGUUAUUCAUUAUUUGUAGCUGGAUUCAUUUUCUUUGUGUGGACUUUAAAGAAGGGUUAUUAUCAAUUUCAAUUUGCUCAAUUAUGUAUAACUCAUAUGACCUUAAUUUUAGUUGUAUUCCAAUCUCAUCUAAUUAUUGAUAAUAUUUUAAAUGGUAUAAUUUGGUUAUUCCUUCCUGCUUCUUUAGUCAUUGUCAAUGAUGUAUUUGCAUACUUGUGUGGUAUUACAUUUGGUAGAACUCAAUUAAUAGAAAUUUCACCAAAGAAAACUGUCGAAGGAUUUGUUGGUGCUUGGAUUUGUACUGGAAUUGCUGCCGUUAUCUUCUCCUUCUUCUUAUCUCAAUCUGAUUAUUUGAUUUGUCCAGCAGUGAAUUUAUCAACUCACUUAUAUAACUUCCCUCAUUGUGAACCAAAUCCAGUUUUUAUUCCUCAAAUUUAUCAAAUUCCUCAGAAUAUUAUUGAUAUUGUUUUUACUCCUAUCAAAAACUUUAAUAGUGCAAUUGAACCUCAAUAUGAAAUCAUCUCAAUCAAGCCAAUUUACAUUCAUUCUGCAAUACUAGCAACUUUUGCUUCUCUUAUUGCUCCAUUCGGAGGAUUCUUUGCAUCUGGUUUAAAAAGAGCUUUUGGUAUCAAGGAUUUCGGAGAUACUAUCCCAGGUCAUGGUGGUAUAACAGAUAGAUUAGAUUGUCAAUUCCUUAUGGGUUCAUUCUCCUAUUUAUAUUACCAAACUUUCAUUUCCAACCAAAAUGUUUCCAUUGGCAAAAUCUUACAGUUGGCGAUUAUAAAUCUUUCUGUACCACAAUUAAUCCAAUUAAUAAAGAGUUUAUUAAGAUAUUUAAAUAAUUUAGAUGUUAUUGAUGAAGACAAAUUGAGAAUAAUAUUUGGUUUGUUAGAUAAUUAG
Molecule: messenger RNA, 1356 nt
Organism: Scheffersomyces amazonensis
Lineage: Eukaryota; Fungi; Ascomycota; Pichiomycetes; Serinales; Debaryomycetaceae
Gene: CDS1
Product: phosphatidate cytidylyltransferase
Exons: 1
Coding region: 1-1356 (451 amino acids)
Cellular component (GO): endoplasmic reticulum membrane
Molecular function (GO): phosphatidate cytidylyltransferase activity
Source: RefSeq, a predicted model, not a curated record